Molecule: messenger RNA, 255 nt
Organism: Fusarium keratoplasticum
Lineage: Eukaryota; Fungi; Ascomycota; Sordariomycetes; Hypocreales; Nectriaceae
Exons: 2
Coding region: 1-255 (84 amino acids)
Source: RefSeq, a predicted model, not a curated record
AUGAAUUCAGCUGGAGACCGAUCCGUCAUCUCAAAUGACAUGGAGGAGCUUCGCCAGGGCGGCGAGGAAAUCUCCCACAAAAUCCAAGGACACAAGGCGAACCUGUCCAACCCCAACACGAGCCAGGCCAGCAAGGAGAAUAGCAAGCGUGAGAUUGAGCAGCUAGGCGGGGACGAUAAUCUGUAUGGCAAGGAGGAAAAUCCCAGGAGUAAGAGUGCGGCUGAGCAGUUGGAGGGGAGUCGAGCAAGUACGUAG